AUGUCCCCCAUUGUGAACUACGACCACGAAAGCGGAAUUCCCGUUGUAGACUUUGGCCCAUUCCGAGAUGGGACCCGGAAGCAAGAAGUCGCUGAUGCCAUCCUAACGUCCUUCAAGGAGGUAGGGUUUGUAUAUUUAGUCAAUCAUGGCAUACCCCAAGAGAAGAUGGACGGUAUCAUUGGUUGGGCCAAGAAGUUUUUCGCCCUUCCCAUGGAAACAAAGAUGCUGGCUCCACAUCCUUCUCUUGGUACCCAUCAUCGUGGGUACUCGUCACCUGGGCUCGAGAAGGUCAUCCAAAAUGAGUAUGACCCUAACAAGAUUGUUCAAAGCAGAAAGAAGGCUCCAGAUGCAAAAGAAAAUUUCGAAUGCGGAAGAGAGAACGACGAAGUUAUGCCGAAUAUCUGGUUGCCCGAUAGGAUUUUGCCAGGGUUCAAAGAGGCAUGCUUGGAUUAUUUCUGGACCUGUUACGAAGUGGAGUUGAGCAUCUUUAGGGCCCUCGCUCUCGGCUUUGGCAUCAACGAGGAAUAUUUUACCGAAUAUCACUCCGCUGCUGACAAUCAACUUCGUAUAUUGCAUUAUUUCAGUGUUCCUGUCAAAGAUGUCGAAGAGGGAUUGGCCCCCCGUAUCGGAGCGCAUUCGGAUUUCUGUAGCAUCACUAUGUUAUUUCAAGAUCAUACCGGUGGUCUCGAAGUUGAGGAUCCUCACAACCCGGGCGAGUUCAAAGCAGCGACCCCUAUUCCCGGUUCCCUUGUUAUCAAUGCGGGAGAUUUUUUGAUGCGAUGGUCCAACGACAUCAUUCGAAGCACCGUCCAUCGCGUUCGUGCUCCAAAGCACUUGUAUGGCACUGACUGCAUGACCCCAGAGCGAUACUCUAUUCCUUAUUUCUGCAGUGCAAACUUCUCUGCGAUCAUUGACAGCGUUCCUGGGACAUGGUCUGAGACUGUUCCUAAGAAAUACGAACCUAUUGAUGUCAUCGGGUACCAGAUGAAGCGACUCGCCAUGUCAUAUAAGUGA
Molecule: messenger RNA, 1014 nt
Organism: Desarmillaria tabescens
Lineage: Eukaryota; Fungi; Basidiomycota; Agaricomycetes; Agaricales; Physalacriaceae
Product: Clavaminate synthase-like protein
Exons: 11
Coding region: 1-1014 (337 amino acids)
Molecular function (GO): 2-oxoglutarate-dependent dioxygenase activity
Source: RefSeq, a predicted model, not a curated record